AUGUCCGAGUACCAGAUAUCCAGUGUGUACUUCUCGAGGAAGAACAAACUGCUGCUGUUGGUAUGUGUGUUUUUCUUCUCCUGCUCAACGCAUAUAUUUAAAAAUGUGUUUCCCUUUCUGUUUAUGCUGACGGGGGUGCGGAACGAGAUCGACCUGGAUAAUGUGGUUCAUCAGGAGGGGCCGUUCCCCGCAGGGAAGGGUCAUAUCGGGGGGGUAACGAAAAGGGAAGGGGUACAGACUGAUCUGUUUGCGGAGUCAGAUGCAUUCUCUCUAAGUAAUAACCCUCCUGGGGGGAGCCCACUUCCCCCACCUGUGACUGUCUCAAGGGAGGUCAUGCAAAACUCCACCUACUUCCAAACGAAGGACGGGAAUAGUCAGUCGAUCUAUCUGUAUAGUAACAUCCUGUCGCUUAUCUACUGCAGCUCUCUAGUGACCUACAUUUUUAUUCUGAUCUUCGAUUUAGGAAGAAAGAACUACGUUGUGAACAGCUUCUACAUCGUGAACCUGGUUUCUCACUUUAUCAUUUUUCUUCUUCUGAGUGACAUUCAAAUGAGGAACACGGAUUUGCGGGUAGUUACGAAAGGGGUGGUGGACACAAGCAUAUCGAAGAUUGGGAUGCCCCUCGUGGGGAGGUACUCACAUAUGGAGAGAACAAUUCCCCCAAAUGAUAUCCUCACAAAGAGGGGGGAUAUCAACUUUCACUUUAAGAAGAACCUGCAGGAUAAGCUGAACGCAUGGGAGUUCCUCAGCGUGGGACCAUUCCACAAACGCGCCGUGGAGUUUAUCCUAGCGAAUGGCGGCACGAACAGCAGUGAACAAAGCAACAAUGACAGAGACGCAGCGUAUACCUACGAAAGGAAGUAUCUGAAAUUCCUGUACCUGUUCAUUGUGGUCAGUUCCAUAUGCAGUGGGUACAUAAAAAUAUACCAGAAGAGGAUCAUGUAUUGCAUUUUCUACGUAAACAUAGGAGUGAUCACCUCAUUGCUGAUCCUAAUGAACAGCCUGUUUAAGCUCUUCGCUCAUUCGCUUAACUACGUAGUCACAAACAACAACUCCAAAACGGACAUAAGCGACUACAUCAUUCUGUUCCUUGUUAUAGACAUGUUUGGUCUUUUAAUGAUCUUGUUAUUUACGUAUAAGUGGUUUUAUCAGAAGAACCUGUGGGUUAAUAUGCAUACCAUUUUCUACAACUACAAAUAUAUCUGCUUCUACCACAAGGAAACUUACUACCUCUACUCGGAUGACAAACAGAUAGAUACCAUUUUGGUACACAUAGAUAUGUGUGGAGAUGAAAAUAUUAAGAUCAGCUUUUGCGCUUAUAUGAAUUUGAACAAAUCCAUUUUUUACGAUUAUUUGAGUCUGAACAAAUUUAGGAAAAACAAACUUCGCAUUUUGGAAAUUGCCGACCCAAACCUAGAGGUGAAGAGUACCUACAGGGUGGUGGACUCUCCUGGGGGGGUGGAUACACCGAAUGGAGAUCAUAGUCAGCGUAGCCAAAAGGGACACCUUGGUAGUCCACCCUUCAGCAGGAAGAAAAACCACAGUUACACAAUGAAGCCGUACAAAAUAUGCAUAGAGUCUUUAAACAGUCUUGCUAAUAUACUGCCCAAUGGGGAGGAGGACCCAUGCGAAGGCGAAACUGGGAUGGGUCAUUUGCCAGGUAACCAGUUAAACGGUGAGGAAGAUCAGGACCAUCUUGAAAUGAAUGCCGCUGGUGGGGACGAGGAAAACGUGCAAACAGAGACAAACGGGAAGAUUCCCAACUGCGUAAAGAAGAAGAAGAGAAGGUUGGCCAAGGGGGACUCUGUCCACUUUCUGGACCAACCGGAGGGGGAACCUCCCUACGCGGAAGAAGGAAAACAGACCUAUCUACCCUAUGAAGGGGUAGAAGUGAACGUAUCGAACGAAGCAAACCAUGUGCAGGGUGCGAAAUUCUACAUGGAAGAUAGUGUGGACCCCGAAGAGAGGGAAGAACAAAAGAGGAAUGUUCUUUUAAUCCCAAACUACGAUGAUGAGUGUAACAGAAAUGUAGACUACUACGACGAAUGGGAUGACAUAGAUAACAGGAACGACGCAGCAUCUUCCUUCCUCAGUAGAGCAGACGAAAGGAACGGCGCAGUUAGGAACAAACUGUUGAAUAUCUACCAAGGGAUAAAAAAAUUCAGCUCCUCCUUCACAUUUUAUUUUUUCUUCUUCAUUUUUAUCUACGCUUUUUUGUUAUCCAUUAUGCACAUUUUUAUAAAUUACUUUUUUUACAUUUACCUAUUUGUCUUUAACAUUAAUAUUUAUGUGUCGAAUGUGUAUACCAUUAUUAUGACGUUCGUUUCGCUUAUCGCUAUUCCUUUUUCUGGGUACAUUGUGGACAACAUAGGAUCGUUUCUGUCCCUCCUGCUGUGCUCCUCCACUUUCAUCUUGGUGGCCAUAUCGGGGUCCAUAUACUGCUACAAGUUUAACCUGAAUUCGGAAGCCCUCGCCUUUCUCUUCUUCAACCUCAUAGGCAUCAGCGAGUCUAUCAUCCCCACGGUUAUCAUUUCGCAGAUCCCCACUCAUCUUUGCGUGAAGAACAAUGAAGACAUCACUUCAGCCUUUGCCUUUUUCGAGUUGGUUACCAUGAUAAUCAUAAGUUUGAACAAUUACGUUUUUGGUUGUUUCCUGAUUAAGGAAGAAUACCUAAAGGGCCUGUAUGUACUUUUUUUUUUCGUCAUCCUGGUGAUUAGCCUUAUCCUUCUUUUAAUAAUCACCAUUUACCUUAAGAAGAAGGAGAGCGUGCGUGCGUACAAGAACCCACGGAACGCCGACCUGGCGCAGCCUCUUUUGUGA
Messenger RNA from Plasmodium coatneyi, 2820 nucleotides. RefSeq lists its product as uncharacterized. The record is from RefSeq and is a predicted model, not a curated record. The transcript is spliced from 5 exons. NCBI's taxonomy places the organism in Eukaryota, Apicomplexa, Aconoidasida, Haemosporida, Plasmodiidae. The coding region runs from base 1 to 2820 and encodes 939 amino acids.